Molecule: messenger RNA, 243 nt
Organism: Rotaria sordida
Lineage: Eukaryota; Metazoa; Rotifera; Eurotatoria; Philodinida; Philodinidae
Source: the annotation of a GenBank genome assembly
AUGACAUUACCAAAUGCACCACAAACACCAUCAACAAAACUUAAACGUUCACAAUCAAUGAAUACAAAUCGUCAAGAAAUACCCGUUGGUCAAUCUGUUGCCAGUGUAACACGACCUUCACCAGGUUUUAUGGUUACAUUUGAUACACGUGAGGAAUUUACAAAUCAUGAUAUUGAAGAAUUAAAUAUACAGCUUGAAAAAAAAUUGUUACCAACCGAUAGUGGUAGUCGUUUAUCACGUUGA